GUCAACACCCUUCUUAUUAGCCGUUCUCCAUUAUCAGUUACCACUUCUCUCACCGACAGCAUGCCCCCUCACGAAGGACUGGUCCACCCCAAAGAAUACGAUAUCAAGGACAGCAAUGUGGAACUAAUCGGUUCCGACCUUGACCACCGUGUCAAGUACAACUCCGCCGCUACCGAGCCCGCUUGGAACAACGGAUCUAUCGGCCAGGAGCCGGGUUUGUUCGUGUGGAGGAUCGAGAACUUCGAGGUUAUACCAUGGCCCAAGGAGCGGACGGGAGAGUUCUACAACGGAGACAGCUACAUCGUGCUGCACUCGUACAAGGUGGGGGACAAGCUGGGUCAUGACAUCUUCUUCUGGCUGGGCAGUAAGACCACCCAGGAUGAAGCCGGUACAGCCGCUUACAAGACGGUCGAGCUGGAUGAAUUCCUGCAUGGCACCGCGACGCAGCAUCGCGAGAUUGAACAGGAGCCAUCCGAGGAAUUCUUGGGACUGUUCCGGCACAUCUCCAUCCGGUCGGGCGGCGUGCGGUCUGGAUUCCACCACGUCGAGCCUGAAGCACCCAAGGAGAUUCUCACCUUGCUUCGUGUGUUCAAGCAUCCUUCUGUAGGUCGCUCGAUUAUCGUGCACGAGGUGGAGCCCACCUGGGAAAGCCUCGACGAGAAUGAUGUGUUCGUGCUGGACAAGGGCGAUAAGAUCUGGGUCUGGCAGGGCAAGAACUGCAGCCCCAUGGAAAAGGCCAAGGCUGCGCAGGUGGUCAAUGACAUGACUCUUGCUAAGCAUAUUGAUGUUGAGGUUCUGUCGCAGCUCGAGUCGCGCUCCAGGGUCAUUGUGGACUUGCUGGGAGGCAAGGAGGCCGACCCAUCCACAUUCCAGGCUCCGCGACCGGGGCGUUUCGCCCAACGCACGGACGAGGGCGGUGAUGUGCGGUCACGCAAGCUCUUUAGACUGAGCGAUUCGUCCGGCACACUCACUUUCGACCUGGUCAAAGAUGGCCAGCGUGUGAGCAAGUCCGACUUGGUUGGAAACGACAUCUUUCUCUACGAUGUUGGCAGUCGGCUGUGGGUCUGGCAAGGCUCCGAGGCCAGCCAGCGUGAGAAAGCGUUGUGGCUCAAGGUUGCCCAACACUACGUCCGUCAGCUGCAGAACCAGCUCCCAGAGGCGCACUACAUCCCGAUCGCCAAGGUCGUGGAGGGCUACGAGAGCCCGGCAUUCAUGAGAGCCAUCGAGGCCUAGGUAUGUGCUUAGGCCAUAUUUGUGUAAUAUAUAUGUGUGUGAAACAAGCAUCGAUGACCCCAGCACAGUUACUGGAGCGGCAGGUUCCACACAGUCACAGUCCAUCGUCUAGGGUAGUAUAUACCAUCAAAGGUCCAGUACCUUGGAUCUAUCGAAAAUGAUUCAUUGAACAUCAGUCAGAGAAAUGUAA
This is a messenger RNA of Aspergillus eucalypticola CBS 122712, 1423 nucleotides long. Its product is annotated as gelsolin family protein. The record is from RefSeq and is a predicted model, not a curated record. Gene Ontology annotation, molecular function: actin filament binding. The coding region runs from base 61 to 1233 and encodes 390 amino acids. The transcript has a single exon. NCBI's taxonomy places the organism in Eukaryota, Fungi, Ascomycota, Eurotiomycetes, Eurotiales, Aspergillaceae.